Messenger RNA from Papilio polytes (common Mormon), 1941 nucleotides. RefSeq names its product lactosylceramide 4-alpha-galactosyltransferase-like. The transcript has 3 exons. Gene Ontology annotation, biological process: glycosphingolipid biosynthetic process. The coding region runs from base 273 to 1307 and encodes 344 amino acids. The record is from RefSeq and is a predicted model, not a curated record. NCBI's taxonomy places the organism in Eukaryota, Metazoa, Arthropoda, Insecta, Lepidoptera, Papilionidae. Gene Ontology annotation, molecular function: hexosyltransferase activity.
UUAGAUUAUGACGGAAAUGGCGACAGAUAAGCUAAAAUAUAGUUUAAAAUUUUCUAUUACUAAUAGUAUAUUUUAUAUUCAUUUUAAAAUGUAACAAGCAUCAACUGUGUCGUUUAAAAUAAGAUCAGUUACUGCAUAAUUUCAAUCUUAGCUUAUUGUUAUAUUCCGCGAUAUCCAUGUGCAUAUGUUUGCAUAAAUAUUACCUACUAAAGAUUGUGUUAUAUAGUUCAAAUGAGAGAGUUUUGGUCGAGUUAUAGAGUAAAUUCACAAAAAUGUUCAAAUGUCUAAAAGACAUAAAUGUGAGACGUGGAAAAAUAGGUGCUGUUGUUAUAUUUAUUUUAUAUGUGUAUUUUUUCGAAAAUAUUAGCGAAUCAAAAUCUUUACUCCUAUCGUGGGCUCAUUUCGAAGAUAUUUCAUGUCAUUAUUCAGUGAAUGAGGAUGUGUUACCUUCAGCGGACGGUAAUUAUUUCUCGCCGUCGUACAAAAGUAUUUUCUUCCUGGAGACGUCGUGUCGACGUAACUUGACAUCGAGAGAGUUGUGCGCCAUUGAGUCAGCGGCGCGCGCGCAUCCCGACUACCAAAUCAACGUGAUGUUCACCGCUCCCAUCUCCGAUGAGAUUCUCAAACAUAUUGGCCUCAGAAAAAAAUUCAAGAAUGUACGAUUUUCAAGAAUACAUAUAGAAGAAUACUCUAAGAACACUCCAGCGGAAGCGGUCGUUAGUAGCGGCGCCUUGAAUAAAUCACAUUGGGGAGUUGAGCAUACGUCGGAUUUGUUAAGAUAUUUAACUUUGUACAAAUGGGGUGGUAUUUAUUUAGAUAUGGAUGUGGUGGUCGCGAAACGUUUGGACACAUUGGCCGCGAACUGGGUGGCCAGAGAGUGCGAUACGCUCGUAAGCGCCGGAGCAUUUACCUUCUCCGCGGACAGCGUCGGUAGAAGUAUUGCGAAAGAUGCGAUAAGUGAAAUCCAAAGGGAUUUCCGAUACGACUUGUGGAGCUACAACGGGCCGGGAGUCCUUACUAGAGUCUUAAAGGCGAGAUGCAACACCACUGACGUCACACGCAUGAAUACUACCAUAUGUCAAGGAUUCGAAGUAUACGGUCCGGAACUUUUUUACCCGAUUAAAUGGGAAAAUAGCAAUGAAUAUUUCAAGGCGAGAAUACUCGAGAACAAAGAUGCAUACGUUUACCACGUGUGGAAUCAUUUGACGAAGAAUCGUACGCCAGACAAAGACUCUCCUUACGCUCAUCUCGCUAGAACAUUCUGUCCAUCGACUUACACACUAUAUGGCGAUAGAUUUGGAUUAUAAAGUUUGUUAAGGAACAUUAAAUCAACCAUUGGAGGUCAACUAACCACUAAAAACGCUAUAAUAUUAUCCUCAAAUAUCCUUUAGUGGUUAGGUAACAAUCAAUAUCUUGAACACAAGAAAUCCAUCGCCUUCCUCCCCAUCCUACUCCCGUAAGCCCCGUUCUUACCUUAACUGAUUAAACGUAGUCGUCGAAUCUGUGAAUGCGAUUCCAAAAAAAUAGUGACACUCAAGUGCACCAGUUAUAGCUUCAAACUAAUAACAAACAAGAAAUAACCGAGAAUAAUUAGUGCUCGCAGGGGUUUUUUUGCCAGUCCAGUGUUGUGAAUAUUUGUGCUUAAGCGUGAAAAGUGCAGAAGUUACCCGAGACCAACAUUUCUAUUUUGCAAGUCAUCACGUCAAGAAGGGCGUACUACUAAAUAUGUCUACAAUUCGAGAUUCUGGACACGGUAGUCGUGGUGCAGCAACGAUUGCGUCUAUGCGAAACUGAGUGCGCGUCGAACGCUGUGGUUCGAGCCCGAGAAGUUGACUUUUUGUUAAUUUUAGGUUUUAAUUUUUUAUUCUUUGUACGGACAUACGUUUCUUUUAUUUUUAAGUUAUUAAUUUUAGUUCUAUAAUUAAAAGGAGGAAUUCUGUU